AUGACUGUACUUUCUUCAGAACCUUUUGAUCCCUUACAGGAGUCCUAUGAAGGUGGUGCUCCAAUGCAACUAGACUCAUCGGUAUCCCACAACAAUGUAUCAUGGUCAAACGUUAUCCCUGAUAAAGUAGGUUUAUACGACCCAGAUUAUGAAAAAGAUGCAUGUGGUGUGGGUUUCGUAUCAAAUAUCAAAGGCUUGCAAUCCCAUAAAAUUGUAGCAGAUGCAAGAUUCUUAUUAUGCAACAUGACACAUAGAGGUGCUGUCUCUUCAGAUGGCAACGGUGACGGUGCCGGUAUUUUGGUGGGCAUCCCUCACGAAUUCAUGAAAAGAGAAUUCAAGUUGGAUCUCGGUAUAGACAUUCCAGAAAGAGGUAGCUACGCAGUGGGGAAUGUAUUCUUUAAAAAAGAUGCCCCAAACACUUACCUAUGCGCAAGCAAAAAAAUCUUCGAAGAUAUGGCUUCUCAAUUGAACUUGAAAGUCUUGGGUUGGAGAAAAGUUCCUUGUGAUUCAAGCAUUUUGGGUCAAGUUGCAUUAUCUCGUGAACCUACCAUACUACAACCUUUGGUGGUCACAAAUGACAUCGAUUUUUCUUCUUCCUCUUUGGAUUUUCAAACUUCCCUAUAUUUAUUGAGAAAAAGAGCAACUUCAUCCAUAGGAAUCUCAAAUGGGUUUUACGUUUGUUCUUUGAGUAAUACAACUAUCGUAUACAAGGGUCAAUUGACCCCGGCACAAGUAUACAAUUAUUACCCAGAUUUGACUAACGCCUACUUCAAAUCCCACAUGGCUUUGGUACACUCAAGAUUCUCCACAAAUACUUUCCCAUCUUGGGAUAGAGCUCAACCUCUAAGAUGGUUGGCUCACAAUGGUGAAAUUAACACUUUGAGAGGUAACAAAAAUUGGAUGAGAGCAAGAGAAGGUGUCAUGUUCUCAGAAACAUUUAAAGAAAAAAUCGAUCAACUAUACCCAAUUAUUGAAGAAGGUGGCUCGGAUUCCGCCGCUUUAGAUAACGUAUUGGAAUUGUUAACCAUUAACGGUGUACUUUCUUUACCAGAGGCUAUCAUGUUAUUAGUACCAGAAGCUUACCAUAAAGAUAUGGAUUCAAACUUAAAAGCCUGGUUCGACUGGGCUGCUUGCUUAAUGGAGCCUUGGGAUGGUCCUGCAUUGUUGACUUUCACAGACGGUCGUUACAUUGGUGCUAUGCUAGACAGAAAUGGUUUGAGACCAUGUCGUUACUAUGUAACCAAUGAUGAUCGUGUUAUUUGUGCUUCUGAAGUUGGUGUCAUUCCAAUAGAAAACUCUCUAGUGGUCCAAAAAGGUAAAUUGAAGCCAGGUGAUCUAUUCUUAGUCGAUACCCAAGUUGGUGAGAUUGUUGAUACUAAAAAAUUAAAAUUACAAUUUUCCAAAAAGAAGGACUUUAAAUCUUGGUUAUCUAAAGUUAUCAAAUUAGAGGAUAUAUUAGAAAAACUAACCGAUGUUAUUCCUACACAAUUUUUGAGCGACAAUGAGCUAACCGAUUCCUUGAAGGUCAAUUCGGAUCCACGUUUGUUAGCUAAUGGUUACACUUUUGAACAAGUUUCAAUGUUAUUGACCCCGAUGGCUCUGACCGGUAAAGAAGCCUUAGGUUCAAUGGGUAAUGACGCUCCAUUGGCAUGCUUAAAUGAAGAUCCUGUAUUAGUUUAUGAUUAUUUCAGGCAGUUAUUUGCACAAGUCACUAAUCCACCAAUUGAUCCUAUUCGUGAAGCUAACGUUAUGUCUUUAGAGUGUUAUGUAGGUCCUCAAGGUAAUUUACUAGAGAUGAACUCCUCACAAUGUAACAGAUUGUUUUUAAAGUCUCCUAUUUUACAUUGGAAUGAAUUCAGUGCAAUUAAAAAUAUUGAAAAAGUUCAUCCAUCUUGGCAAAUUGGUAACAUCGAUAUCACUUUUGACAAAUCAUUAGGUUUAUUAGGUUACACUGACACAAUCGAGCGUAUUACCCAAGAGGCUACUGAUUAUUUGGAUGAGGGUAAAAAAAUCAUUGUCAUAUCAGAUAGAAGCUUGGGACCAAACCGUGUUGCUAUUUCUUCUCUAAUUGCAGUAGGUGCCAUUCAUCACCACUUAGUAAGAAAUAAACAACGUUCUCAUGUUGCAUUAAUUUUAGAAACUGCUGAAGCAAAGGAAAUCCACCAUUUCUGUGUUUUGUUAGGUUAUGGUUGUGAUGGUAUCUUCCCGUACUUGGCAAUGGAAACCUUGGUCAGAAUGAAUAACGAAGGUUUAGUUCGUAAUGUAGAAAAUGACAAUAAGGACAUUGAUAACAGAACUUUAUUAGAAAAUUACAAACAUGCUAUCGAUAGUGGUAUUUUGAAAGUUAUGUCAAAGAUGGGUAUAUCCACCUUGGCUUCUUACAAAGGUGCCCAAAUUUUUGAAGCCCUAGGUUUAGAUAACUCAGUAGUUGAUUUAUGUUUUGCUGGUACUGCUUCAAGAAUUAAGGGUGUUACUUUUGAAUACAUUGCUCAAGAUGCCUUUUCUUUACAUGAAAGAGGUUGGCCAUCUAGAAGCAUCAUUUCUAAAUCUAUUAAUUUACCUGAAAGUGGUGAAUAUCACUUCAGAGAUGGUGGUUACAAACAUAUUAAUGAACCAACCGCAAUUGCAUCACUACAAGACUCUGUAAGAAAUAAAAAUGAAGAUGCUUGGGCUAUGUACGUUAGAAAGGAAAUGGAAGCAAUCAGAGAUUGUACUUUAAGAGGUCUAUUAGAACUAGAUUUUGAGAAUUCUUCCCCAAUUCCAUUAGAACAAGUUGAGCCUUGGACUGAAAUUGCAAGAAGAUUUGCAACUGGUGCCAUGUCUUAUGGUUCUAUUUCUAUGGAAGCUCAUUCUACUUUAGCAAUUGCUAUGAACCGUUUGGGUGCCAAAUCAAAUUGUGGUGAAGGUGGUGAAGAUGCUGAGCGUUCUAUCGUCAGUCCAAAUGGUGACACAAUGAGAUCUGCAAUUAAGCAAGUUGCCUCUGCAAGGUUUGGUGUCACAUCCUUCUAUUUAUCAGACGCUGAUGAAAUCCAAAUUAAGGUUGCUCAAGGUGCUAAGCCUGGUGAAGGUGGUGAAUUACCUGCUCAUAAGGUGUCUAAAGAAAUUGCCAAGACAAGACAUUCAACACCAUAUGUAGGUUUAAUUUCGCCUCCACCACAUCAUGAUAUUUAUUCUAUUGAAGAUUUGAAACAAUUAAUUUAUGAUUUGAAGUGUUCUAACCCAAGAGCCGGUAUUUCUGUGAAAUUAGUCUCAGAAGUUGGUGUUGGUAUUGUUGCUUCUGGUGUCGCUAAAGCAAAAGCUGAUCAUAUUUUAGUUUCUGGUCAUGAUGGUGGUACUGGUGCUGCUAGAUGGACUAGUGUUAAAUAUGCUGGUUUGCCAUGGGAAUUAGGUCUUGCAGAAACUCAUCAAACUUUGGUCUUAAAUGAUUUAAGACGUAAUGUAAUUGUUCAAACUGAUGGUCAAUUAAGAACUGGUUUUGAUAUUGCCGUUGCUGUUCUACUUGGUGCCGAAUCAUUUACCUUGGCAACUAUUCCUUUAAUCGCUAUGGGUUGUGUUAUGUUGAGAAGAUGUCACUUAAACUCUUGUGCUGUUGGUAUUGCUACUCAAGAUCCGUACCUAAGAUCUAAAUUUAAGGGUCAACCAGAACAUGUUAUUAACUUUUUCUACUAUUUAAUUCAAGACUUAAGAAAGAUAAUGGCUAAACUAGGUUACCGUACUAUUGAUGAAAUGGUUGGUCACUCUGAAAAGUUAAGAAAGAGAGAAGAUGUAAGCACAAAAGCUAUCAAUAUUGAUUUAUCUCCAAUUCUUACCGCUGCUCAUACCAUUCGUCCGGGUGUUCCUACAAGAUUUACAAAGAAACAAGAUAUGAAAUUACAUACUCGUUUAGAUAACAAAUUGAUUGACGAAUCCGAAGUCACCUUAGAUCGUGGCCUACCUGUUAAUAUUGAUGCGUCAAUUAUUAACACUGAUCGUGCUUUAGGUGCUACGUUGUCUUAUAGAGUUUCAAAGAAAUUUGGUGAAAAUGGUUUACCAAGAGAUACUAUUGUAGUUAACAUUUCUGGAUCUGCUGGUCAAUCAUUUGGUGCAUUUUUAGCUUCUGGUGUAACCUUCAUUUUGGAUGGUGACGCGAACGAUUAUGUCGGUAAAGGUUUAUCUGGUGGUAUAAUUGUUAUUAGACCACCUGCCACUUCAAAUUACAGAAGUGAUGAAAACGUUAUCGUUGGUAACACAUGUUUCUAUGGUGCUACAUCUGGUAAGGCAUUUAUUUCUGGUAGUGCGGGUGAACGGUUUGCUGUUCGUAAUUCAGGUGCUACUAUUGUCAUUGAAAGAAUUAAAGGUAAUAAUGCCUUUGAAUAUAUGACUGGUGGUAGAGCUGUUGUUCUAUCUCAAAUGGAAUCGUUAAAUGCAUUCUCAGGUGCUACUGGUGGUAUUGCUUACUGUUUGACUUCUGACUACGAUGAUUUUGAGGGUAAGAUCAAUAAAGAAACGGUAUGCCUAGAAACUUUGAAGGACCCAGUCGAAAUUGCAUUUGUUAAGAAUCUAAUUCAAGAGCACUAUAACUUUACUAAAUCGAAAUUGGCUUCUAAAAUCUUGAAUAACUUCAACCAUUACUUAAAAGAUUUUGUUAAGGUUAUUCCAACCGAUUACAAGAAGGUGUUAGAAAAAGAAGCAGAAGAAAAGGUUAAAGAAAAACAGUUGAAGACUGCUGAAUUUUUGAAAAGAUUCGAAAGAUCUCCAAAUGAAAAUAUCGUUGAUGCCACUAAUGGUGAAAUUGACGAAAUUCUAUCUGCUAAACAAAAGAAGUAUACCGUUUCUCACAAGUCAACCUUACAUGAACCUAAACUAUUAGAUCUUGAAGAUUCUGUCCCUGAUGCUAAGCAACUAGAAAAGAAUGUUGAAAAAGUCGAAAAGGUUCGUGGUUUCAUGAAGUACAAGGUUCGUCAUGAAGCUUACAGAAAACCUUCAUCUAGAACCAAGGAUUGGAAAGAAAUAUCCGAUUCUAUAACAAAGAAAGAUGCCAAAUAUCAAACUGCAAGAUGUAUGGAUUGUGGUACUCCAUUCUGUUUAUCUGAUACAGGUUGUCCAAUUUCCAAUAUUAUUCCUAAGUUCAACGAACUGGUAUUCAAAAACCAGUGGAAGUUGGCCUUAGAUAAGUUAUCUGAAACAAAUAACUUCCCUGAAUUUACAGGUAGAGUUUGUCCAGCUCCUUGUCAAGGUGCUUGUACUUUAGGUAUUAUUGAAGAUCCUGUUGGGAUUAAAUCUGUCGAAAGGUUGAUUAUCGACAACGCAUUUAAAGAAGGAUGGAUUAAGCCAUGUCCACCUGAAGUUCGUACCAAUCGCUCAAUUGCUAUCAUUGGUUCUGGUCCUGCAGGUUUAGCUUGUGCUGACCAAUUAAAUAAGGCAGGUCAUAAUGUAACUGUAUAUGAGAGGGCUGAUCGUUGUGGUGGUUUACUAAUGUAUGGUAUUCCAAAUAUGAAAUUAGAUAAAUCCAUCGUUCAACGUCGUGUUGAUUUAUUGGCUGCUGAAGGUAUUAAUUUUGUUGUUAACACUGAAAUUGGUAAAGAUAUAACCACGGAUCAACUAAAGCAACAAUAUGAUUCUGUAGUUUAUGCAAUUGGUUCUACAAUUCCAAGGGAUUUGAAUAUUAAAGGUCGUGAGUUGAAGAAUAUCGAUUUUGCAAUGACUUUAUUGAAAUCUAACACAGAAGCAUUAUUGAACCAAGACUUAGAAACUAUUCGUAAGACUAUCGAAGGUAAGAAGGUAGUUGUAAUUGGUGGUGGUGAUACCGGUAAUGAUUGUUUGGGUACUGCUGUUAGACAUGGAGCUUCAUCAGUAUUGAACUUUGAAUUAUUACCUCAACCUCCAAAGGAACGUGCUAAGGAUAAUCCUUGGCCACAAUGGCCUCGUGUUAUGAGGGUUGACUAUGGUCAUGCUGAAGUCAAAGAACAUUAUGGUAGGGAUCCACGUGAAUAUUGUAUCUUAUCUAAGGAAUUUAUUGGGAAUGAAGAAGGUGAAGUAACUGCUAUUAAGACUGUUCGUGUCGAAUGGAAGAAAUCUGAAAGUGGUGUUUGGCAAAUGAUUGAAUUACCUGGAUCUGAGGAAAUUAUCGAGGCUGACAUUGUUUUAUUAUCUAUGGGUUUCGUUGGACCGGAAUUAUUCGAUGAUCCAAAUGUAGCAAAGACUAAGAGAGGUACUAUUGCCACUAUCAAUGAUUCAUCGUAUUUGAUCGAGGAUAAUGUUUUUGCUACUGGUGAUUGUAGAAGAGGUCAAUCAUUAAUUGUUUGGGCUAUCCAAGAAGGUAGAAAAUGUGCUGCAUCAAUUGAUCAACAUUUGAUGGGAAAUACAUACUUGCCAAGUAAUGGUGGUAUUGUUAAACGUGAUUUCAAUUUAUUGGAAGAACUAGCAUCAAAAAUCAAUUAG
Vanderwaltozyma polyspora DSM 70294 is the source of this 6420-nucleotide messenger RNA. It is a transcript of the gene GLT1, whose product is annotated as glutamate synthase (NADH). The transcript has a single exon. NCBI's taxonomy places the organism in Eukaryota, Fungi, Ascomycota, Saccharomycetes, Saccharomycetales, Saccharomycetaceae. Bases 1 to 6420 code for a protein of 2139 amino acids. The record is from RefSeq and is a predicted model, not a curated record. Gene Ontology annotation, molecular function: glutamate synthase (NADH) activity; iron-sulfur cluster binding; flavin adenine dinucleotide binding.